AUUCGAUGAUAUUAUUAAUAUAUGGUAAGUUUAUCUAACAUGAAUGUUGUCAGCAUCCUAUAUAAUCGUCCUAUAUAAUCCUCUCUGAGCCACCCAAAACCUCAAGUUGACCCUAUCGUUCUGACAGUAGGAAAAUAUAAAAAUCUAAAGUGACAGGAAAGGAUCUCCAGAUGACCAAGUUCUCCUGUAAAUGCAUAUGAUGGUAAAUUAAAAAUCCCUUGAGCUCUGAAUUCAUUGAUUUCCACUUAUACCGGGACGGUAUGGAUAAGAUGGAUAAAAGGGAAAUGUGAGGAAAUAAAGAUAGGAUGUCAAUCACUCUUAAGGGUACAGAAACGCCACCUUAGAAUAAAGGACUGAUAAAUGGGGUUAGCUGACCAAUUUAGAGAGUAGAGACACAGUUAUCACCACUCUAGAUAGAACGACAAAUCACCACUCCUCAGGCCCUACCUUAGAGAUAUAGAUAAACACUCACACUCAAUGGAAUCCACCAAAGAAAUGUAGAGAAAAGUUAAGCACAAUGCUUAAUUAUAAUCAAACUCAACACACUUAUAUUUUCAUUAGAUCAAUAAGAAUAAGGUACAUAUAGGCUUGAAAUAACCCUUCAGGCAUGAGAAUCUCAGAUUUCUAGAUGACACAGUUAAAUGAUAUCGAAAUACAAAAAUACAUAUUUGACUAAUUUAAUAUCCUAGAAAACAUAAACGUCAAUGCAGUCCAGGAAGAUCAUCUCUUAGUAUUUUGCAUAUAAUUUUCUCCAGGGAACCAUAAUUCACGCACAGCUAGAUUCAUUUGAAAAUAGACUCCUUACACUUUAUAAUGCUUCACGGAGAGUCAAUUGGAGUCUCCUGUGAAAAGUUACGACUGAAACAAUCAAGGCUGUGCAUGCAGUCCAAAGAAUCCGGAAUUGUAAAAUUGGUCUCCUUUUGCUCCUGCAUCAUCUACCAUAUUUCUUUAUCAAGCAGUGAGAUAGGGGAGCUUCAUGCUGGAACGGAUUGGAGACCUUGUAUCCAUUGCUUACAUUGGGGUUGGGCAAGAUCUUUCUUAAGAAGGGCCUAAGGAUUUCUUUAAGUAAUUGCCUGGAUUAUCUUAAUUUGUUAUUUCUUGCAAAAUUUUCCUCUACAAGGAUUUUUUUUACUUUUGUUUUAUGUUCUGUGCUUUCAUUUCUGGCAGAUUUCAUAUACUGAAAUGAAUAUAAUUGUACAAACAAGAUUUUAUGUUUUUAUCAGUCAGCUUACUGUAUAAGUUAGAUGAUCUGAUGUCAAUUUUGUGAGGUUUAUCGGUGUAACUUCCUAACUUGAUCGCUGCAUUUGUUGGCGAUCCUUCCUCCUGAACAUGGUACAUAUUCUUAUGAGGUGGAACACAUUUUUUUACGGCAACCUGAAUGAUAAACUUGGAGGCUUCACCAACCUUUGGUACACCGAUUAAUUUGUCUCCAAGAUGUUUUCCUUGGGAUGUGCAUCCUCCUAUACCUGAUGGAUUGUCAGCUGACAUUACUGAUUUUCUCCGUCAAUGUUUUAAGAAGGAUGCUAUGCAGAGGCCAGAUGCAAAGACAUUACUGUUGCAUUCGUGGAUUCAAAAUUCAAGGCGUGUUUUGCAGUCCUCUCUCCGACAACCAGGAGGAUCAGUUAGGAACAUUGAUGAAGAUCCUACCACUGCUGAUGACACUUCAACUAUGGAGGACCAUCAUGGUAUUGAGAGCCCAUCAGAAGAGAAAACAAAGAGUGGUGAUCCAAAAGUUGAGCGGGAGGAAUCUGGGAAAGAGCAUUUGGCUACUGAGUUUGCAGAAAGGGAUGGGUCUGAUGGGGGUCACAAUGCAAAGUGUGAUGUUGAUCAGGAUGUCUGUGUGGAGGCUGUGGAUAGUUUAAGAGAUGAAGUAUUUUUUGCUAGAGAUCCUACUUUAGUUUUCCAUGAAAAGCCAUAUAUAAGCUCUUCCAAUAGAGAAGAAGAACCUUCUAGUCAUGAAAUGGUGUCUAGUGGUGCUGUAAACUCUCCAAGAUGUGGAAGAGAAAUUGUUUCACAUAUAGAAAAGGAUGGUGAAGGAAGUUCUAGCCAUGAUCAAAGUAGCUUAUUUUCCUUUAAACCGGGAAUCCAGAAAAAUGGCCUUGAAAAGGUUGCUUCAUCAGUCAUGGCUGGAGGUGAUGAGCUAAGCAGAUUUAGUGACAAGCCAGGAGAUGCUUCCCUGGAGGAUUUAUUUUCGCCGCUGGACAAAGUUCCAAGAGGUCAAGGUGCUGAACCUUCAACCUCUGAUUCAGAGCAAAGAACUAUACUUCAUUAUGAUGGUGGGAAAAGUGUUUUAGCAGAAGAGCUGAAGGCUAGGAUGACUAGGGCCCAUAUGGAGAAUGAGGCAGGACAGAGAAAUGGCGAGAUGUUUCUAGAAAUGAUGAUGGAUGCUAUUAAUGAAAAAGUGAUUGACGGUUCGGUCUUUGAUGAAAAUUUGCAUUCUGACAGUAUUUUUCAGCUUCAGUCUGUGGAGUUCAGCAAAUUAGUUGGUUUGCUGAAGCCAGAAGAAUCUGAAGAUGUAAUUUUGUCAGCAUGUCAUAAGCUUAAUGGAUUUUUCAUCCACCGUCCGGAGCAAAAACACGUUUUUAUGUCUCAGCAUGGUUUGCUUCCAUUGAUGGAACUUUUAGAUGUUCCCAAAAAUCGUGUUAUCUGUGCUGUACUUCAAAUUAUUAAUCAGAUAGUCAGAGAUAAUGUAGCCUUUCAGGAAAAUGCUUGUCUAGUUGGCCUUGUUCCAGUCAUAAUGAACUUUGCUGUGCUUGAUCGCUCCAGAGAAGUUCGUAUGCAAGCAGCCUGUUUCCUCCAGCAGCUUUGCCAGUCCAGCACACAAACAUUGCAAAUGUUUAUUGCUUGCCGAGGAAUACCUGUUUUGGUGGGUUUUCUUGAGGCUGAUUAUGCAAAGCACAGGGAAUUGGUUCAUCUUGCGAUAGAUGGCAUGUGGCAGGUGUUUAAGUUACAGCAUUCGACCCCACGGAAUGACUUUUGUCGAAUUGCUGCUAAGAAUGGAAUACUUCUCAGGCUUGUGAAUACCCUUCACAGUUUGAAUGAAGCUACCCGCUUAGCCUCUGUACCUGGUGGAAGUGGAGCACUUCCACAGAAUGGUUCAUCUCCAAAACCGAGAUCUGGUCCAUUGGGUCCUCUUCCUCAUGCCAUGCAGUUUGAAUCACCCUUAUCCAGUUCUGGACAACUUGAUUCUUCCAAGGUUAGGCUUGAACAUCAUUUGUCUGGUGUAGCAUUAGAAUCAUUGCAUACUUCUCAGAGGCCAGAAGUAAUUCAACUAGAUUCCAAACAGCUCUCUGGGGACAUGGAGAAGGUUCCUGCAGGCCAUGGUAAAUUAGAAGCUUUGCUAUCAUCCAAGUUCUAUGAUAACACCAAUGAGAAUGGUGGAAGUUGGGCAACUAGAAUUUCAGCAUCUGCAGCUUCAAAAAAGAAUGAAUACACAGGCUCAUGGAAACCUGAUUCUUCUCGAUCAGAAGUUGAAUUACUUAGGCAACAAAGGGUUUCCAAUUCUGCCACUAGGAAUUCUACAGAUAAACCUCCAAAGCAUUUUGACAUCUCAUCAAAUGGACACUCUGGUAUAACAAAUCACCUACCAUCUCAGCAGGAUCAGAUUAGGCCUCUGUUGAGUCUGUUGGACAAAGAACCACCUUCUCGGCAUGUCUCUGGACAGCUUGAUUAUGUUCGCAACCUUUCUGGACUGGAAAGGCAUGAAACCAUUUUGCCGCUUUUGCAUGCAUCGACAGAAAGGAAAACCAAUGGUGAACUUGACUUUCUGAUGGCUGAGUUUGCAGAGGUUUCAAGACAUGGACGAGAAAUUGGAGGUUUAGAUUCUAAUACCAAGCUUUCAAGGAAACCAAGUAAAAAAAUAACAGGGCCUAUUAGUUCAGCAACUUCUAAUGAAGGAGCUUCAACAUCCGGAGUUGCAUCUCUGACAGCUUCUGGGGUUCUAUCAGGGUCCGGAGUUCUAAAUGCAAGAUCAGGGAGCACAACAUCCUCUGGAUUGCUUUCUCAAAUGGUUUCAUCAGUCAGUGCUGAUGUGGCGAGGGAAUAUCUUGAAAAAGUGGCAGAUCUGUUACUAGUGUUUGCCCAAGCAGACACUAUUGUGAAGUCGUACAUGUGCAGCCAAAGCUUGCUUGGUCGUCUUUUCCAAAUGUUCAAUAGGAUAGAGCCUCCGAUUCUUCUUAAGAUUCUUAAAUGUAUCAAUCAUUUGUCAACCGACCCAAAUUGUUUAGAAAAUCUACAGCGCGCGGAUGCAAUUAAACAUUUGAUUCCAAAUCUUGAGCUUCAUGAUGGUGCACUUGUAUCUCAAAUACAUAAUGAAGUCCUCAAUGCGCUUUUCAACCUUUGCAAGAUCAACAAGCGCAGACAAGAACAAGCAGCUGAGAAUGGAAUUAUACCACACUUGAUGAAUUUCAUCAUGUCAGAUUCACCUUUAAAGCAGUAUGCAUUGCCUUUACUUUGUGAUAUGGCCCAUGCUUCUCGUAAUUCCAGGGAGCAAUUAAGGGCUCAUGGAGGACUAGAUGUGUACCUGAAUCUCUUGGAGGAUGAAGCCUGGGCUGGGACUGCAUUAGAUUCUCUUGCAGUAUGUUUGGCUCAUGAUAAUGAUCACAGGAAAGUGGAGCAAGCAUUGCUUAAGAAGGAAGCCAUUCAGAAAUUAGUCAAGUUCUUCCAGUGCUGCCCUGAACAAUAUUUUGUCAACAUAUUGGAGCCUUUCUUGAAGAUAAUAACGAAAUCAUCCCGAAUAAAUACUGCCAUGGCUGUCAAUGGUCUAACUACUUUGCUCAUUGCAAGGCUCGACCAUCAAGAUGCUAUUGCACGACUUAAUCUGCUGAAACUAAUAAGGGCUGUCUACGAGCAUCAUCCUCGACCAAAGCAGCUCAUAGUAGAGAAUGACCUCCCACAUAAACUCCAGAACUUGAUUGAAGAACGAAGAGAUGGGCAGCGUUCUGGAGGUCAAGUCUUGGUGAAACAAAUGGCAACUGCCCUACUCAAAGCACUUCACAUCAACACUGUUUUGUAAUUCGAGCCAUUUAUUUGUUCCAUCUUCCUGUGUAUUUUCUUCUAGCAAUGUAUAUUUAUUUCCCAAAGAAAAUGUAAUUAUUCUUCCCCCUUUUCUGUUUUUCCCCCUUGUGUUCUCUGUUGUAAGCCUGCAGGGCGGGUUUUGUGUGGCCACAUUUUGUAAAGUUGCCCAAUUUAAUUGAACUGACUGUUUAGGUAAAAGUUUGAUGAGUAAAACUGUAAAGCUGUGACCCGUUAAGCUGAAUUGAUUGUUUAGGUUAAUUAGGAAAAAAAAA
Molecule: messenger RNA, 5288 nt
Organism: Asparagus officinalis (garden asparagus)
Lineage: Eukaryota; Viridiplantae; Streptophyta; Magnoliopsida; Asparagales; Asparagaceae
Product: MAP3K epsilon protein kinase 1-like
Exons: 17
Coding region: 1379-5014 (1211 amino acids)
Biological process (GO): protein phosphorylation
Molecular function (GO): protein kinase activity; ATP binding; protein binding
Source: RefSeq, a predicted model, not a curated record